UUCCUGAGCAGCGCUGCCGUGCGCCCGGAGGACCGACCGACCGACGUCCGGGAGAAGACAGUGGCGAUGCGGGCCGACUUUCGCCGCUCAGCCGCCGCACUUAUCUGAUGGCGUCUUUCCGGGCUCUCGGCGUUUUCCGCCGGCGCCUUUACUCGCACUUUAGCGGCAGGAGCUUCGGCUUGUGCAGCGGGAGAGGAAACCAGAGCCGAGCCGGAGCCAGGUCCGGGGUUGGGCCUGGUCCCCGAGAGGGAGCAGCGACCUCGGGUACGGGGCAACCGGGGGUGACCGCACUGGACAGGGCGGAUGCUUGGAUGCUCAGGAAGGCUCAUGAAGCAGGUUUUCUCUCCUGGUUUCGGAAUGGACUGCUGGCCACUGGAGUUGGAGUUAUGGCUUACAUGCAGAGUGACGUGGCGAGGGAGGCAGCUUACGGAUUCUUCAUCCUCGGCGGAGUGUGCAUCUCCUACGGGAGCGGGUCCUACAUCACCAACCUCCUCCUGCUCAGGCGGAUGAUGAUGCUGACGGUGCCCACGGCCGUGCUGAGCGGGUUGGUGGUGGGCACCGUGGCGCUCUUCUGGGUCUGCGCCCUCUCCCUCUACAUCGGCCGGCUCGAGGUGGAGUUCGUCUACGACGAGGAGUGCGAGGACUGCCAGCCGAAAGAGGACAGCAGCAAAUCGGACAAGUAGCGGGGGGUGGAGAGGAGAGGAGUGGAGUGGACGGUGGAAGCGGGAAUUUGGACCUGUCGAAACCUGUACGUAACGCACGGUGCCGCGGCUGACGGGGCGCCGGAAGUGCCUCACUAUCCAUAAAGAGCUGAAAGGAGGCUAUAGAAAUGCAAAAUCUCUCUAUUUAAUCGGGGGGGGGGGAGUGGGGCUUAGAAAGGAAAAUUAUUGAUUUUAAGAGCCUGUGGCUGCCCUUCAUUUUCUGUUCCCUGCCUGCAAGUAGUUUAGUUGCUGGAAGCGGUCGGCAGCUUCACCCACCGAUGUGUGCCUGUAACAAAGUCACUCGUCUGCGUUGCGCUAUCCUGUCUUGCCUCGUGCAGCUAGAAGGGGCCCCUGCAGUCCUGGGUUAAUAAACUCCCAGGCAGGGGCUCCCUUCUCCCGAUCCCUGUCCAGUCAGCGCACCGCCCCCAGGUGCAAUGUGUGCGUUGUGAGUGAUUCGCAUUUGGCUGCAGCUCGGCGCCUCCCACUGCCGAACAGCUUCCCCUUGUUCCGAGGCGCAAGAGGUACUGCGGAUGCUGGAAAUCUGGAGCGAUGCACGCAAUGUCCUGGAGUAGCUCAGCAGGUCAGGCAG
This is a messenger RNA of Mobula hypostoma (lesser devil ray), 1290 nucleotides long. It is a transcript of the gene tmem160, whose product is annotated as transmembrane protein 160. NCBI's taxonomy places the organism in Eukaryota, Metazoa, Chordata, Chondrichthyes, Myliobatiformes, Myliobatidae. The record is from RefSeq and is a predicted model, not a curated record. The transcript has 4 exons. Bases 108 to 683 code for a protein of 191 amino acids.